AUGUCAACUACCAUCUGGUACGGAAACAUGUCAGAGGAUGAACAAAACAUUAAUUAUGAACAAGAUCAAGAAUCUGUCUAUUUAUGUUCAGCAAAUGAAAUUAAUUAUCAUGUGGAAAUUCAUGCACAAAAUGAAAAUUUUGAAUUAAAUGAUGAUGAUAAUAUACAUAAUGAAUCAUUGGAUGAUGCAUUAACAGAGGCUCAUGUUCAAGAUGAACUCUCUGAAAUGAUAACUGAUGAUGAUUUAGAUGAUAUGUCCUUACCAGAAAUAAUGAAAAUCCAUUUAUCUCUUAAACAACAUUAUUCAAAUUAA
Molecule: messenger RNA, 312 nt
Organism: Rotaria sp. Silwood1
Lineage: Eukaryota; Metazoa; Rotifera; Eurotatoria; Philodinida; Philodinidae
Source: the annotation of a GenBank genome assembly